CCGAGAUACUAAUAUUUGUACCGUGGCAUUGUUCGGGGCAAACAAAUGAUAUAACCAUCCGAAGCAGCAGACAGACAGGAGGAGAAGAGAGGGUUGCAAUUGGCAAAGGGCAAUGGCAGCCCCAAUGAGGUCGGUGGUAACGGUUGGAAGCUCGCUGACGCUAGAAGAGGCCAAGAAGCGCGCCUUAGAUCUCUAUAGGCAGGCGUGCCGUGCCCUUCCCCAGAUUGUUGAAAUAUAUAACCUUUCUGAGAUCAUCACAACUUCCCAAUUACGUUCAGCUAUCUCAUCCCAGUUCCGCAAGCACACAAAUGUAACCAAUCCAAAGGUUAUUGACAUGCUUGUUUUCAAAGGUGAUGAAGAACUCAGAAACUGUCUUGAGCAUGCCAAGCAGCGGCAUCACAUCAUUGGUCAAUAUGUUGUUGGUCAAGAAGGGCAGAUACCUUUAAAGAUAGGUGUUAUUGACGACUACAGCGACUCGGAAUUUCUCAAGAAAUUCUAUGAUAGCAAUAACUUCUAAGCUAAAGAAUAACAGCAAGGUUCGAUUAAAUUUGCAAAUAUUGAUUGUUUGAAUAUUCCUAUGCAGGCACUUUUAUGAAGUUUGACGAUGCUGCCCAUUUAAAUGGUUCAAUAUGUAGAGUGUGAUCUCUAUGUGCAUCAUUUGUUUUUCUUACGUUUUUAUGAUCACUGUGAAAUGCAAAGACUCUGGAAAACAAGUAAUAAGCUGAAGUUUGAUUCUAAAAAAUGUAAGAUACAUCUUUUUUCA
Messenger RNA from Cryptomeria japonica (Japanese cedar), 763 nucleotides. RefSeq names its product NADH dehydrogenase [ubiquinone] 1 alpha subcomplex subunit 6. Bases 113 to 517 code for a protein of 134 amino acids. The record is from RefSeq and is a predicted model, not a curated record. Gene Ontology annotation, biological process: response to oxidative stress. The transcript has 2 exons. NCBI's taxonomy places the organism in Eukaryota, Viridiplantae, Streptophyta, Pinopsida, Cupressales, Cupressaceae.